AUGGAAGAUUUUCAUCAAAAUACAGAAACAAUUUUAAAAUCCAAUUCCGAACAGACAUUUAUCGGUAUUUGGUUUCAUGAUGAUAAUAUUACAGAUGAACAAAAAAACCAAAUGAAAAUUUAUUUACAUCAAACAUUUUAUUAUUAUCGAAUUUUCGAUAACAUGGAACAAUUUAGUUCAUACAUGUAUAAAACACAACAUGUUGCCAAAAUAUUUUUAAUCAUUUCUAUUUCAAAUUUAUCAUUAUAUCCAUUAGUCAGUUUAGUUCAGGAAUACUCCAUAAUUGAGAAAGCUUACACAUUUUUACCUAUUAGAACUGUCAAACCUCUUGAAUUUGAUACUAAUAACAUAGAUGUUUUAUUUGAAAAAAUCUCCGAUAAUAUCAAACAUUUUUCCAAGAAAACGAAUAUAAAUAUGGAAAUGAAUACUAAGUCUCAAUCAUUAAAUAUUUCUCGUAUCAAUCAAGUCUCAACAUCAUCAAAUAAAUUUAUAUCAAAAUCAAAUCGUAUUACACCUAUUCGACAUCUAGCAGAAGAAUCUAUGGAAUUUCUAAGUUUUCUAACUAUGGUAAAAAUUCUUCUCGAUAUAUCUUAUGAUGAUAAUGAUAUAGAAGAUAUGUGGCGAGUAUAUCGUAUACUUUAUAUGGAAAAUUCUAUAGAAUUAAAAAAUAUUGAAGAUUUAUCAAAAUCAUAUAAUUCAGAAAACGCUAUUAAUUAUUAUACCAAAAGUUCAUGUUUUUUUAAAAUUAUUAAUCAAGCUUGUAGAACUGAAAAUGUUCAACAUAUAUGCGAAUUUCGAGUCUAUAUAAGUGAUUUAGACAAACAACUUAGCGCUCUCAGUAUAGAACAAGAAAUGAAUGGUAUUAAAUCAUCGAUUACAAAAGUAUAUCGUGGUAAAGUAUUACCAUCAAGUAUUUUACAACAGCUAAUUGAUAAUGAACACGGAUUAAUAUCAAUGAAUGGUUUUCUUUCAACAACAGCGUCAUCUGAAAUAGCUAAUAUUUAUUCUAGUAUCGAGGAAAAAAUUGACGAAGGUUAUAUACGUGUACGAUUUAUUCUGAUAAUUGAUACGAUAAAACAACCAUACGCAUAUAUUGGUGAUUGUAGUGCAGUACCUGAUGAACGCGAAAUUCUUUUUUCAUUAGGAACUAUUUGGCGUAUCGAGUCUAUUACAGCUGGAGAAAAAUUUUAUGAAAUUGAAUUAACAUCAUAUAAUAAUCUGGAUUCUUAUUUGGAUACGCUACUUAAAAAUUACAAAAAAAAAGAAUAUGACCUUUCAUUAGUAGGUGAUAUUUUACGAGAACUGGGAAAUUAUGAAGAGGCGGAAUGGUUCUAUCAAAAAAUGCUUAAACAAGAUGAUUUGUCGGAUGAAAGUCGAGUUUAUUUAUAUUACAAUAUGGCAAUGAUGCGAAAAGAAUUGGGAUGUAAUUCUGGAGCAAUUCAAUAUUUUCAAGAAGCAGCACGUCGUCUACAAUCUUCAAUUACAAAAUCUAACGGAAUUAGAUCUUCUCGAGAAAUCUAUAUAUGUGAUAAAGAAUCUAUUU
Molecule: messenger RNA, 1543 nt
Organism: Adineta steineri
Lineage: Eukaryota; Metazoa; Rotifera; Eurotatoria; Adinetida; Adinetidae
Source: the annotation of a GenBank genome assembly